Cynoglossus semilaevis (tongue sole) is the source of this 875-nucleotide messenger RNA. RefSeq names its product apolipoprotein O, b (gene apoob). The record is from RefSeq and is a predicted model, not a curated record. Lineage: Eukaryota; Metazoa; Chordata; Actinopteri; Pleuronectiformes; Cynoglossidae. Gene Ontology annotation, cellular component: MICOS complex. Bases 69 to 749 code for a protein of 226 amino acids. The transcript is spliced from 9 exons. Gene Ontology annotation, biological process: cristae formation.
CUCUCUCCUCGUUUAUUGACCUCAGUCAUGAUUACGCAGUGGGGACUGUGCACAUUGUAGAAGAAGAAAUGUCCUCUUAUGUGAAACUGGUGUCGCUGUGCGCUGCAACUCCAGCAGUGACGUCGCUGCUGAGCAGACCUGUUCAGGCUGCUGCUGCUGCUGCUGCUGCGGAGGGGAAGACGAAAAGCACAGAGCCGCUGAUCAGCAUCCAUGAGUUGCCAUCUUUGUACACCAGAGCUGAUGCAGAGCCCCGCUCCCUGGAGCCUGAGGCUGGGCAGCUGGAGCAGAGCAUCGCUGCACUGAGGGAAUGGGCGGAGCCGUACACGAGCCAGUGUCAGCAAACUGGUGUGGCUGCAAAGGAGAAAGCUGAGCAAGUUUACAAGACCAUGGAGCCAACGAUCAACACGUCAGUCACAGCUGUCACAGAUGUUUACAGCUUCCUCAGCACUCCCUCUCGUGACCUCUACCCCAGUGUGGCUGUUGUGGGUUUCUCUGGCUUCCUGGGACUUUACAUGGCCAAAGGUUCCAGAGUAAAGCGACUGAUAUUUCCAGUAGGUCUCAUGGCAUUGAGCGCCUCCUUUUUUUACCCUCAGCAGGCUGCAUCUCUAUUAAAGGCAACUCGUGAUUCAGCGUACAAAUACUCUCAGCAAGGCCGUGUGAAGCUGGAGUCACUGUGGAGAGAUCCACCCCUCAUCCAAAAGAAGUCUGGGAAAAAGGAAACAGAGAACAGCAGCAACUCCAGCAGCUGAGACAGUGUGCAGUUGACGUAGACAUUGUCUGUAAUCUGACACAGGAAUCAUGUUACAAGGACAAAUAUUUUGAUGACAAAGAACCACUUUCCAGUUUUGUGCUGGGUCGCGGACAUUUUUGUUUUU